This is a messenger RNA of Amphiprion ocellaris (clown anemonefish), 1564 nucleotides long. It is a transcript of the gene calml4a, whose product is annotated as calmodulin-like 4a. Gene Ontology annotation, cellular component: myosin II complex. Gene Ontology annotation, molecular function: calcium ion binding. The coding region runs from base 124 to 585 and encodes 153 amino acids. Lineage: Eukaryota; Metazoa; Chordata; Actinopteri; Pomacentridae. The transcript has 5 exons. The record is from RefSeq and is a predicted model, not a curated record.
CACGGCAACCCGUAUUAAAUUACCUGGAAGGCAGGUGGUGGACUUUAGCCAGAGGUGGAGGGACAAGUGAGUCAGCAGCACAGGACGGACUCCUUCCUGGAAAGAAACGAAGCAACGUCAGACAUGGCUAAAUUCUUCACACCGGUUCAAAUCAAUGAGUUCAAAGAGUGCUUCUCCUUGUAUGACAAGAAGCAGAAGGGCAGGAUUCAGGCCAGAGACCUGAUCACGGUCAUGCGCUGCCUCGGGACGAGUCCCACCUUCAGCGAAAUAGAAAGACAUCUACAAGUUCACAAAAUCGAAAAGGCAGGUGAGCUGGACUUCUCUACGUUCCUGACCAUGAUGCACCGACAGAUGCAGCAGGAGGAUCCCAAGACGGAGAUCCUGGAGGCGCUGAGGAUGACGGACAAGCAGAAGAAAGGAUACAUCCUGGCGUCCGAGCUGAGAGCCAAACUCACCCAGCUGGGAGAGAAACUCACAGACACAGAAGUGGAUGAGCUCUUCAGAGAGGCAAAUGUCAAGUCCAACGGGAUCAUCAACUAUGAGGAGUUCACCCAGAUGGUGACGCUGCCGCCGGUCGAUUACUGAACGUUCAAGGAAAGAACACACGGAAAGAGCCUCAACACAACAGCCAGAGGGACUUCAAAUACAAAAAACUGGACAGUUGGAAGAAAAACACUGGAUUAAAUUAGCCUGAAGAUUGAAAAUAUUCUUUGCUAAGUUUUUCCUUACUGUUUAAUUAAUACAAACGCUCUUUCCUGUAACUCUCCACAGCUUUUCUCUAUGACUGAACAUGUUGUGAAGCUCUGCGGUUAUAAAUUAUUCUAUAUUUUAGAGUUUAUUAUGGGAGACAAUUUCAAAACCAAUAAAUCGUCGGUUAAAUCACUUCAAUCUGACCCUCUUUCACCUGAUUAAAUCCUGAAAGCUUCACAUGCUUGUGCUUGCUUCUAAGUGAUAAAUUAAACUUUCAUUUCAUGGUUUAAUUUCCACAUAUUAUUAAACUUCAUAAGCCUGUAUGAUAGAAGCUGCGAAGUUUAAAUUUCCUUUUUAUCUGUCAGUUUGCUCUACAGGAAAUUGUCUAAAAAAAGAAAGGUUUAUUUAGUGACUUCUAAGUUAAAUUUUUCCUCAUAAGAAGAUGGUGUUUGCAAUGUCAAAAAAAAUCCAUAUUUAAUGACUUUUAGUGACUGAAUCACUAAUGGGCUCAAAUAAAUGAUGACCUUUUCCUCCAGAACAUGGAAUUGUUUUAAUAGCGCAUCAAAACAAAGUCUCAAGUGGGACUUUGUGAGGAAAUUGCAUUAGUGACUGCUUUGGAGAACAUAUUUAAUAACUACUAGGACUAAAACACGUCACUGUGACAUCAGUGGUUGACCUGGUGCUUGGAAACCACAUGAUUUUUAAAACAUUUCAAGAAACUAAACUGAUAAAAUGAAAAUAAGAGUUUUCCUGCAGUUAAAGGGCUCAGAAACCUUACACUCAAAUGUCAUAUUAGAAAUAUGAGAAAGUCUUUGUUGCACACUCAUUUUGGCAAUUACUGUCAAAUUCUCCAAAAUAAAAGUUUUUUUUCCAA